AUGCUCCGAUUAUGGCAAAAUCGGGCAUCGGGAAGGAUUCUGUGCAAGUGCGAAGUCGCGGAGAUCAUCAAAGAAUCGAAAAAGUACACAGUAUCCAGCAAAAUUAUAACAGUGAAUGUUUGUGGCGUCGAAACACACAGGUUCGUUCCAGUAUCGUUCCCCGGAGAAAACAUUUCCGAGCUGUUCAGUGAAAAGAUUGGCCUGUGCCAAAAGACUAAAAUAAACCUGGAACUGAAAGAACAGCGCAAACCAGUUUUCUGCCCGAAACGUCCUGUUGCGUAUGCAAUGCUAGACGCUGUGAAUCAAGAGCUCGACGGUCUCGAGCAGUUGAAUAUCAUUUCGCCGGUGGAUUAUUCGGAGUGGGCCGCUCCGAUAGUGGUAGUACGCAAGGCAAACGGUUCGAUUUUGAUCUGCGGAGACUAUUUGACGUUAGCCAAGCUGGCUAACUGCGAGCUAUUCAGCCAGAUUGAUCUCUCCGAUGCUUUCCUGCAGGUGGAAAUUGAUGAAGCAAGCCGCGGUGUAAAGAUCGCUCCAGGAGCAUUCCAGCAGCUCAUCGACACGAUACUCACCGGUCUCAAGGGAACAUCCGGCUAUAUGAACGACAUCGUAGUCGAUGGUGCAAACGAAGAGGAGCACGAUCGUAAUCUGAAAGCGGUCCUACAGCGCAUUGAAGAUUUUGGAUUUACGAUCUGA
Sabethes cyaneus is the source of this 693-nucleotide messenger RNA. RefSeq lists its product as uncharacterized. The transcript is spliced from 4 exons. Bases 1 to 693 code for a protein of 230 amino acids. Lineage: Eukaryota; Metazoa; Arthropoda; Insecta; Diptera; Culicidae. The record is from RefSeq and is a predicted model, not a curated record.